UGAUGCGAGGCAACUGCAGCUCACCAACUACAGAUUGCUCCACCUUUACCCUUUUUCCCCUUAUUACCUAUCUGCUUUGUGCUUCUCUAGAGCUUCCACUUCGCGUCUCGACUUACCGGAGCAAGAACUUUGCCAGCAUGGGCGACGUUGAGAACGGCCGUAAGCCCCCCUCGGCCGGCGUUGACGUUGAUUCUAAGACGCCUCCCCGGGCCGAAGAGGAGGUCUCCGUCGACGCCGGCGACAACAUUAGCGGCAUUCUGCCCGAAGGCCAAGUAGACCCCGUCUACGAGAAGAAAGCAAAGAUCCUCAACCGGGCAAUCCAAGAGAUCGGGAUGGGAUGGUACCAGUGGCAACUCUCCAUAGUCAUCUCGUUCGGGUGGGCUUCGGACAACCUCUGGCCGAUCGUGACGUCGCUCAUCCUGCCGCCCGUGACCAACGAGUUCCGGCAGGAGCGGCCGCCGCUGCUGACGCUGAGCCAGAACAUCGGCCUCCUGGCGGGCGCCCUCUUCUGGGGCUUCGGCUGCGACAUCUUUGGCCGCCGGUGGGCCUUCAACCUGACGUUGGGCAUCACGGCCGUGUUCGGCAUGGCGGCCGCCGGCUCGCCCACCUUCGCCGCCAUCGGCGUCUUCGCCGCGCUCUGGUCCUUCGGCGUGGGCGGGAACCUGCCCGUCGACUCGGCCAUCUACCUCGAGUUCCUGCCGGCGUCGCACCAGUUCCUGCUGACCGUCCUGUCGGUCGCCUGGGCCGUCGCCCAGGUCGUCGCCACGCUGAUCGCCUGGCCGCUGCUGGGCAACCUGACGUGCGAGCAGGGGGAGGGGGCCGCGACAUGCGCGCGCGAGGACAACAUGGGCUGGCGCUGGUUCCUCAUUUGCGUCGGCGGGCUGACGGUCAUCAUGUUCGUCAUCCGCUUCUGCGCCUUCACCAUCUUCGAGAGCCCCAAGUACCUGAUGGGCAAGGGCAGGGACGAGGAGGCUGUCCGGAUCGUCCACGAGGUCGCGCGGCGGAACGGGAUGGCGACCUCGCUGACCGUCGAGGACCUCAAGGCGGUCGAGCCCGAGGGCUACGUCCCGCCGGCCAGGGCCGCGGACGCGCUCAAAAGGAACCUGGAGGAUGUCAGGCUAGACCGGGUGCAGGCAUUGUUCGCAACGAAGAAGCUCGCGCUGUCGACCUCGUUAAUCAUGGGAGUCUGGGCCUUGAUUGGGCUCGGAUACCCGCUUUACAAUGCAUAUAUUCCCUAUGUGCAGCAGUUGCGUGGGGCUGAUUUCGGGGACGGCUCGACCUAUCUCACUUAUCGAAACUCUUUGAUUAUAGCCGUCCUGGGAGUGCCGGGCGCGCUGAUCGGCGGAGUUCUGGUCGAGACCAAGAAAGUCGGGCGGAAAGGCGCGCUUGCGGCCUCGACCAUCCUGACGGGCGUGUUCCUGUACGCAUCGACGACUGCGGUCAACUCGAAGUCCCUCCUCGGUUGGAACUGCGCUUUCAGUUUCUUCUCAAACAUCAUGUACGCGGUCCUCUACGGCUUCACUCCGGAGCUGUUCCCCACGCCGCAGAGGGGUACGGGGAACGCCCUGACAGCGACCUGCAACCGCGUCUUCGGUAUCAUGGCGCCCAUCGUGGCCAUGUUUGCCGACCUCAACACCGCCGCGCCGGUGUAUACCAGUGGAGCCCUGUUCAUCGCUGCUGGUCUUAUGGUCCUUGGGCUGCCGUUCGAGUCGAGGGGAAAGGCGGCCUUGUGAGGCGUAAUGGAUGGGCGUUUUGCUGGCUAGGUUGGCUGGUUAAUCUCGGCGUUGCCAGUGCGAGAGCACGACGGGAGGGACAGAAAGCAGUCGCUCUUGUUAGAAAAUCAAGUGCUUUUCCUGGGCUGCGGAUGGCGUGUUGCCCCCGAAAUCCGACCGUUGUAUCCCGGCUCCCAAGUUCCACUCCAGUCCUUCAGAUGGUUUCCAUCAACUACCUCCCUCAUCUGGGUACCUGGGCAGGUCAGGAACCACAAAUAAAUACUGAGGCUGUGUCGCUAUUCUUAGCUGUCAUUGAUCCGAACGUACGCCAUCAACUGCUUCCUGUAGUUACCGAUCAGGUAUGUCGUGAUAUGACUUGUAGAGG
Thermothelomyces thermophilus ATCC 42464 is the source of this 2097-nucleotide messenger RNA. RefSeq lists its product as uncharacterized. NCBI's taxonomy places the organism in Eukaryota, Fungi, Ascomycota, Sordariomycetes, Sordariales, Chaetomiaceae. The coding region runs from base 138 to 1733 and encodes 531 amino acids. Gene Ontology annotation, molecular function: transmembrane transporter activity. Gene Ontology annotation, biological process: transmembrane transport. The transcript has 5 exons. The record is from RefSeq and is a predicted model, not a curated record.